GCAAGGCCCCUCCUUUACCGAGGCCACACAACGGAUUGGGAUUUAACGCCGUUAAACAGUUUUAACGGCCACCUCCCCCCAAAAUUCUCUCUCGUGUUUUUAGGAGCCUGGUCCAAGUGCGUCCGGCUUUCUAUUUCUCUUCCGUCUGCCCGGAAAAAAAAAAACAGAAGAAUCCAAACACCACGCUCCCCAGCAAAAAGGGCCACAAAAAAUCCAUCUCUUUCUCUCUCUGGCGGGAGGGCUCCGCAUCUCGCCGGAGAAUUCCAUAGAUUCCGACGACCGGCGGAGCUGAAAGAGCAGGAGAGGGAGGAGAAAACGUGCAGCGAGUUGAACGAAGAAGGCAUAAAGAAAAGAAGAAAAAAAAUGGUUGGCGUGCAAUGCAGGGAAAAAGAGCAUCAAAGAAGCUUAAGAGGAUCUUACACGGCACAGAUGCCUAGAUGAUCCCUUCUCCAAUCCCCUUGCCUUAUGCCGUAAUUUAUUCCAUUUUUUAUAUCCUCCUCGUCUCUCCCUCCUCCUCUGCAUCCUCGGUUUAAAUUCUCCUCUCUCCUCCCUCUCCCUCUCUCUCUCUCUCUCUCUCUCUCUCUGUGUUCCUCCGUCUGGUGUCCGGCAUCGAUUUCUUACUCCAAUUGUGAUUUCGAAGUCCGCUUUCGUCUGUUCGUCGUCUGAUCGAUUACGUCGGCGGCUCAGCAACUUCAUAGUAUAAUUUUCGUCAUGCCAUCUGAGAUAAUGGACCUUAAGGGUUUGUCCUCCUCGUCGUUCUUCUCCGAUGAGAGGCAGGUUGGAUUUUGGAAGUCAGAUAACUUGCCUGAUAAUCAUGCUAGUAAGAAGUCACUCGCUUCAUCGUCUCUGGAGAAGUGUCAGACAGUGAAGUCUCUGGACCAUUCUGAAUCUUUUAUUAUGCGAGACCAGAAAGUGCAUCCUGUCUUCAAUAGACAAGCAGUGGGAGCAGAGAGAGCCUUAAGUCAUUCCUUGAACUUGUCAAGAACCAUGAACCAUGAUUCAGGAGCAAGAUCUAAUGUAAAUGUUGCAACAGCAUCUUAUUUUGGAGAAGAUGGUAAAGUCGAUAUGAUGGGAGCUCAGUAUGAGAGUAGCCUUUUCUCAAGUUCAUUGUCGGAGCUAAUGAGUAGGAAGUUAAGAUUGUCGUCGAACAAUGUACUAUAUGGCCAUUCUGUUGAUACGGUUGCCUCCCACUAUGAUGAAGAGGAAGUGUUUGAAUCCCUUGAAGAAAUUGAGGCCCAAACCAUCGGAAACCUCCUCCCUAAUGAUGACGAGUUGCUUUCUGGAGUUACUGAUGGACUUGACUAUACGGUCCAACUCAGUGCUAGGGAUGAUAUGGAGGAGUUGGACCUUUUUAGCAGUGUUGGAGGGAUGGAUUUGGGAGAUGAUGGUUUGGCAGCUGGAUUAAAGGACUCUGAGUAUCCUGGAGAAGUUUCUAAUGGUCUGCCAUGCAAUGGUUCAGUAAUUGGAGAACACCCUUAUGGUGAACAUCCUUCCCGGACGUUGUUCGUGAGAAAUAUAAACAGUAACAUUGAAGAUUCUGAGUUGAGAACCCUGUUUGAGCAAUAUGGAGACAUUUGCACUCUUUAUACAGCCUGCAAGCAUCGCGGUUUUGUUAUGAUAUCCUUUUAUGACAUUAGAGCAGCUCGUAAUGCGAUGAAAUCACUGCAGAAUAAACCAUUGAGGCGCCGGAAGCUUGACAUACAUUACUCGAUUCCAAAGGACAACUCUUCUGAGAAAGAUGUUAAUCAGGGCACCCUUGUAGUAUUUAACCUGGAUUCUUCUGUUUCAAAUGAUGAAUUAUACCAGGUUUUUGGUGUAUAUGGAGAAAUCAAAGAGAUCCGUGAAACCCCAAGCAGAAGUCAUCAUAAAUUUAUUGAAUUUUAUGACAUUAGAGCUGCAAACGCUGCUCUUAAUGCCUUAAACAACAGUGAAAUUGCUGGGAAGCAAAUUAAGCUUGAGCCAAGCCGUCCUGGAGGUGCAAGACGGAGCUUGGGGAUACAUUUAUCUCCUGAUUUGUUAGAGCAAGAUGAAUGUGGCCUGUACUUGCAGCAGACUAGCCCUCCUGACGCUAUCACUGGAUUUUCUGUUACAUCCAGUUGCACAGAUAAUGGAAGUAUCAUGGCUGUACAUGCUGCAACACAAGCUGUGUCCCUUGAAAACGCAUUCCACUAUGGGGUCUCUUCUAGCGUUCCUAACAGCUUACCUACUGCUCUGAGAGCUGAAUCAGUUGGGAAUCAGUCUGGCUUUGCUGAGUCCGUUCAUUCACCAGGCUCGUUGAACUUUGACAUCCAUGGCUCGCCAGCCUUCCAUCCUCAUUCACUUCCAGAGUAUCAUGAUGGUCUAACUAAUUCGGUCAACUGCAGUUCACCGGGCAAUGUAUCUGCAAGUAUCAAUGCCAGACCACCAGAAAGAAUUGAUAACAGGAACUUCCCCAGAGUAGGCUCCAAGGGGCACUCAAUUGAACUAAAUGAAGGUGUUUUUGGCUCUACGGGUAAUGUUAGCUGCCCUAUUCCUGGACAUCAAUAUGCAUGGAACAACUCCUAUCACCCUCAGCCUCCCGGAAUGAUAUGGCCGAACUCACCAUCAUUUGCCAAUGGACUUUCUUCAGCUCGUCCCAUUUCUGCAGUCCAUCCCCCAACACGUGUUCAUGGACUUCCUAGAGCACCAUCUCACAUGUUAAACCCAGGUUUGCCUAUACAUAACCAUCAUGUGGGGUCAGCACCAGUGGUUAUUCCUUCUCUGUGGGACAGACGACAAUCAUAUGGAGGAGAAUCCCCCGAGGCAUCUGGGCUUCAUCCAGGCUCUCUUGGGAAUAUGAGAAUCUCAAAUAACCUACCACAUUCAAUGGAAUUUGUUUCUCAUAACAUGUUCCCCCAUGUUGGUGGAAACAGCAUGGACCUGCCAAUUGCCCACAAAAAUGCAGGACUGCAAGCCCAUCAUCAGAGGUGCAUGAUGUUUCCUGGAAGAGGCCAGAUGAUUCCCAUGAUGAAUGCCUUUGAUCCGCCUACUGAGCGUGCAAGAAGUCGUAGAAAUGAAGGUAGUGUUAAUCAAGGUGACAAUAAAAAGCAGUAUGAACUUGAUGUUGAUCGCAUCAUGCGAGGAGAAGACAACCGAACAACACUUAUGUUAAAGAACAUUCCCAACAAGUAUACUUCAAAGAUGCUAUUGGCUGCAAUCGAUGAUCGCCAUCGAGGAACUUAUGAUUUCAUUUAUUUACCAAUUGAUUUUAAGAACAAAUGCAAUGUGGGAUAUGCGUUCAUCAAUAUGACCGAUCCUCAAAUGAUCGUUCCAUUUUAUCAGUCAUUCAACGGGAAGAAAUGGGAGAAGUUCAACAGUGAGAAGGUGGCAUCACUUGCAUAUGCUCGAAUUCAGGGAAAAGCUGCUCUGAUAGCACAUUUCCAGAACUCAAGCUUGAUGAAUGAGGAUAAGCGAUGUCGUCCCAUUCUCUUCAAUACUGGUGGCCCAAAUGCCGGUGAUCAGGUGCCCUUCCCAAUGGGGGUUAAUGUUCGCACACGACCUGGAAAAGCUCGAACAGUCACCCACGAGGAGUGCCAUGUAGGAAGUCCACCAAGUUUUGGAGACGAGGACCAUUCUUACAGCGGAGAGACAUCUGCAGGUUCUGCCAAGGAAUCAGACUAAGCGCCGCAUAUUUUUUCCAGGCACUAACCUUACAGUACAGAAGUUCUAAUUUGCUUCCACCCUGAACUUUGGCGACGCAUAUUUUGGGUGGCUAAAGAGAGGGCCGAGGAAAGAUCUUGCGGUGUUUUUACAAGCCCGUUGAAACCUUAAGAGGACGAAUGCUUAGCCAAAACUAAGCGAUUUUCCAGUUUUUUUUUCACCAUUUUUCUUUUUAAUUCCGAAACAGUUAGGACAAAAGACGAAAAGAAGAAAAGGAACAUCGGCUGGAGCGUCGAAAUUUUGGAUGAUCUUAAGAGUAUUUACUUUAAGAGAAACAAAAAUGUUUUGUAUGUAUAGGAGUUUCUGAGCUGGAAGAAGAGAUUGUAAACUGCGGUUUGAUGAGGUUAAUAACUACUCCGUUUUGUACUUUUUCUUUUCUGGUUUGUGUUAUUUAGUUCUUUUGGGGAGCACAUAUGUAACUAUUAAUAUAUGAGUGUUUAAUUUUUAUUUUUGAAUAAUCAAAACUCAUUAUUCUUGUA
Messenger RNA from Pyrus x bretschneideri (Chinese white pear), 4157 nucleotides. Its product is annotated as protein MEI2-like 4. NCBI's taxonomy places the organism in Eukaryota, Viridiplantae, Streptophyta, Magnoliopsida, Rosales, Rosaceae. Gene Ontology annotation, molecular function: RNA binding. The record is from RefSeq and is a predicted model, not a curated record.